AUGAUCUCACAAGUUGGUUUAAAUAAACAUAUUACUAAUUUUAUUAAAAAGAAUGGUGCAGAAAAGUUUUUUAAAAAAGUUCCAGAGUAUAUUAAGAAAGAUAUGUUUGCAUUAGUUUCUAAUGCUAAUACUAGUACAGUUAAAGCAUUAAUGAAUGAAGCUAUUUUAACAGGAUUUGCUAAUUUAUUAAAUAGAACAAAUACUCAAAUUUUAAAAGAUAUGGUAAAGAAAUUAUCAAAUGAAAAUACAUUAACUAAAAAAAGAGAGUUAAUUAACUUUUUACUUGAAGAAGAAGAAGAUUAG
Entamoeba dispar SAW760 is the source of this 303-nucleotide messenger RNA. RefSeq lists its product as uncharacterized. NCBI's taxonomy places the organism in Eukaryota, Evosea, Mastigamoebida, Endamoebidae. The record is from RefSeq and is a predicted model, not a curated record. The transcript has 2 exons. The coding region runs from base 1 to 303 and encodes 100 amino acids.